CGACUUCAAGAUCAAAUCCAGGAUGGCCGAAGCACUCUCCGAAAAACAAGUUACCGAGUUCCGAGAAGCUUUUUUCAUGAUUGACAAAGAUUCAGAUGGUCUGAUUACCAUGGAAGAACUGGAAGUGGUGAUCCAAUCUCUACAUGAACAUCCAACAAAGGAAGAGAUUCAAGAAAUGAUAAAUGAAGUCGAUCCUGAUGGAAAUGGGACCAUAGAUUUCGAGGACUUUUUAGGCAUCAUGGCAAGAAAGAUGAAGCAGGACAAUGUAGCAGAGGAGUUUAAAGAAGCAUUCAAAGUUUUUGACAGGGACCAAGAUGGUUACAUUUCAGCCCUUGAGUUGAGAGAGGUGAUGAUAAAUUUGGGAGAGAGACUGACGGAUGAAGAAGCUGAGCAGAUGAUCAGAGAGGCUGAUCUGGAUGGAGAUGGUCUGGUCAGCUAUGAAGAAUUUGUGAGGAUGAUGAUGGCUUCUUCAUGUUGAUUAUAUAUCCUUGCUUAUAAGAAGCAUAUUACCCCCCAAUCUUUGUAAUUCUGAUGUAGUAG
This is a messenger RNA of Ilex paraguariensis (yerba mate), 540 nucleotides long. NCBI's taxonomy places the organism in Eukaryota, Viridiplantae, Streptophyta, Magnoliopsida, Aquifoliales, Aquifoliaceae. The record is from the annotation of a GenBank genome assembly.